UCUGCACCACCUGCGCAGUCCGGUCAGAGCUGGCACUCGUUCACACAACUUCCUGCCGAGUCAUCGGGACAGAUCCGCAGCUCCGCUCCGGGACUCUGGCCUCCUCCAGCUCCGCUCGUCCUCCUCGGCAGCAGCGCAGACAGGACGAAGAUGUCCGCUGCGGAGAAAGGUGAACCGACAGCACCGGGUGAUUGUCAAAGGUCUGAAACGAUCCACGUCGCCGUGAAAAGUCUCCGAGAGAGCAAAGACUUCACCGUUAGAGGAGGCUGUACCGUCAGACAGCUGAAAUGGGGUCUAGCAGAGCGCAUGGGAGUCCCGGCAGAGCAGCUGGUGCUGAGCCGCUCCGGCCGGAUGCUCGGAGGGUCAGAACUCCUGAGUCACCUUAAAGCACAAGAUGAGUCAGUCAGUCUCUGCAUGAUCCAAAGGUCUCAGCAUUUAUCUGCUGCGACCACCUGUGAUCCAGGUUCAGAAAUGGUCCAGUCGGAGCUCACAGCCCUUCUCGAUCCUGACCCUGAUAGCUUCACACAGUCUCCCACCUCUCCCCUUUGUCUGGUGGAAGGUCUGGACAGUCUUGGCCUAACAAAUAGUGGGCCUGGCUUCUUUCCUGCACUCCAGCGUCCGAUGGAGAGCCAGCUGCUGGCUGACCCGGAGAUGAUGUGCCGUGUCCUGGGCAGCCCCUUCGUGCAGAGCACCCUCUCAACCUACAGCCCUCAACUAAGCAGACAGCUCAUUCUGUCUAACCCCCAAAUUCAGCAGCUCCUGCAGACAAACCCAGAGGUGGGGGAUAUCCUUAACAACACAGUUGUUAUCACACAGGUGACGGAGCGUGUCAGGAACGCUGACAUGAUGGGGAAAGUGAUGCAUGAUGAAGACAGAGCAUUAGUUAAUUUGCAGCCAAAUCAGGAAAACCCUGAAAGCAUCACUGGUGAUUCUGAUGGGUUUCAGAAAAAUGUCCAGAUCCAGAUAGGAGCACCUCCAGUGGUGACUGCAUCAUCUGGGACUCAACAGCCAACUGAAAGAGAAAGCAACGAGACUCCACAGGUCUCCAGUCCCUCCACGGAUCCUCUCAGAGAAUGGACCGCCACGGCCAGAGUUGACCCAAACCCUCAGAGCACUGUUACUGCAGGCAUGCAGUCACUGCUAGAGGAGGUCAUGGCCAGUCCAGGACUGAUGGAGAGCCUGCUGUCUGGCCCUUAUGUCAGCAGUCUCCUCAGUUGCCUCGGUCAGAACCCUGACCUGGCUGCACAGAUGCUGCUGAGUCACCCUUUGUUCUCAGGAUAUCCUCAGCUGCAACAGCAGAUGAGACAGCAGAUCCCUCUCUUCCUGCAACAGAUGCAGAGUCCAGAGCUGCUGUCAGCCAUGUUGAACCCCAGAGCCAUGGAGGCUCUGCUGCACAUCCAACACGGCCUACAGACUCUGGCUGCAGAGGUUCCUGCACUGAUACCUACAGCCAGUGUUAAUGCUGCCCCGGAGCUAGCAUCUGACUCUGUCCUUAACAGCCAAUCAGGAAGUGGUCCUCGUGUUGCCACGGUGACAGAGGAGCAGCAGCACCAGUUUGUACAACAGAUGCUACAGGCGCUGGCUAACACCAAUCAUGGGGUCCAUGUUGAGGAGGCUGAGUUCCAGGACGAGCUGGAGCAUCUGAGCUCAAUGGGCUUCAGAGACCGAGAGGCAAACCGUCAGGUUCUCAUCAGGGCUGGAGGAGACCUCACUACUGCUAUACAACAUCUGCUCAAACUCCAGUAAACACAUCACGCUACAGUGUUUCUGUGCCAUGAGGAGCUGUGCAUUUUGUUUCCCUUUGGAUUUCACUAAGCCCCAACUGAC
This is a messenger RNA of Perca flavescens (yellow perch), 1827 nucleotides long. RefSeq names its product ubiquilin-1. The transcript has 12 exons. Bases 151 to 1746 code for a protein of 531 amino acids. Gene Ontology annotation, cellular component: cytosol. NCBI's taxonomy places the organism in Eukaryota, Metazoa, Chordata, Actinopteri, Perciformes, Percidae. Gene Ontology annotation, biological process: ubiquitin-dependent protein catabolic process. Gene Ontology annotation, molecular function: polyubiquitin modification-dependent protein binding. The record is from RefSeq and is a predicted model, not a curated record.